AAUUAUGCCUACGUUACAAAAUCCAAAGCUACUCCGGACGCAGGCAGCGACUCUCGCGCCAUAUUCGCGACGUUGCCGUUGUCGACUCAGCCUCUUAAAGACGCACGUGCUGAACAAAGAGCGGCCAAGGCUAUCGGAGGAGGUUACCAGCUACACAGACUCGACGGACGAUGAGAGCCCCACAUCGUCUAAUAGAGCCAUGGAUGCCGCCCGCAUCCUUUUCGAUGACAGGCACAUAGCUGCCUGGCGCCCAGAGCUCUUUUUGUACGCUCCGUUGGGGGUGCUUCUUGCAACGUUUCGCUCCGCGAUGUGGAUUCUGGGCAUAGCGCUGGACCAACCUUUUUUUAGGAACCAAGCUGUCGUUGAGGCCUACCUGCGCUUGCUGGGUGUCCAAGUAACUUGGCGGAAUGCUGAUCGGAUACCUGCUGGUCGCCACGUCAUGGUCUCCAACCACUGCAGCGUGGGCGAUCUCAUGAUGCUCUUCAGCCACCCCUCCCUGCCGCAGCGCUACACGCACCUUAUCACAAGUGCUCUUCCGGCCCAGGUGACACGCGCCCGGCACCUGCCCGUCCUCAUGCGCCCUGCCUCGCCAGCCACUUAUGACGAACUUGCGACGAGCUCGGACCCCAGCCCCGUACACCUCUUCCCAGAGGGUGGCAUGACUAAUGGCCGCGGCAUGCUGCGGUUCUCCCGAGGCUUCACACGCAUCUUGCAACAGCAGCAGCAACAACAACAGCAACAGCCGUCUGCCUUGCAACUACAGCAGCAGCCACAUGUGCAGCAGCAAUACCACCAGGACAUGGCGCAGCAACACCAGGGACGGCUAACGGCGCCAUCCGUUGCUCUGAUGCCUGGAACUGGGCAGGGCUCAAGAACCACCGCAGAAGAAGCAACCGUGGGACCAUCAUCGCCAUUGUUACCAGCAGCAGCAGCAACAGGAACAGCAGGCGCCGGAGGCGCAAGAGCUGGGGCAGCAACAAUAUUGCCACCACCGGCAUCAUCAUCAUUAUCAUCAUCAUCAGCAGCAGCUUCCACAACGGUAGCAGCUCUCCCAGUGGUGCCCGUGGCGCUUCGGGUCAGGAGCUGCAUGUCAGGUGUGAACACGCACACGCUAAACAGCAGCUUUCUAGAGAACCUGUUUUGGUUUGGGUUUAGCCCUAGCACCACUCUGGAGGCGACGGUGUUGCCGGCCAUGGUUCCGGAGCCUGGGGAGCCGCGCGGCGCGUUCGUCAAUAGAGUGCAAGCGGCCAUUGCUGCGGAGCUGGGGGUGGAAGUAUUUGAAAUGACGAUCCAGCAGAAGCGACAGCUGGGCAUGGUCCUGCCCGAGGUACCCGAGGGCACGCGGGGUGCGACCUACGCAAUAUUUGACGAGAAACAGAAGCUCCAAUACAUCGGCACCACGUCGGAUCUCCGGAACGCGCUGCGCACAGCCCUUGGGCGCAGACCCGAGAAGACCUUCUACUUCAAGGCAGCAACGUUGCCUACCAGCGAGCCCACGGCCUUGCAGGCAAUUCGCGACGCCUGGUUCUCAGAGUGCGGAGGACAGCCCAACGGCAAUCGACUCGCUAUCGAGCGGUCCAUGUGGCAGCAACCCGUGGACGCGGGGGCCAUCAGCGAACGAGGCCGUAAGGGCGCAGCGGAGGAGAAGACGCGCCAGCUGGUCGCAGCGCUGCGGGAGCGCGGCUGCAAGGAGGACUUCACACCUAAUCCCACACUUCUCCUGGAGGGUCAGGUGGACUUCUUGCCGGCUCGCAACCUGACGGAUGAGGAGCUGGCGGCCGAGCGGGAGGCCGAGGCGGCGCGCAUGCGGGGUCGGCGGUCCUGCAGUGCCAUUGUUGAUGGCCAGGAGCGUGUCUUCCACACUUCCUACGUCCUGAAGUUCCCCACCAAUGGCGGCUACAUGAUGGAUGUCAGUGUGCUGUUCGACGGUCGGGAAACGCAGCACCGGGUCAUUGUGGGCAAGCAGUACUAUGAGCCGUACGGCCUAGCUCCGGAGGCGGCGGUUGAAGCUGGCCUUGCUCUGCUGCUGCGCGCAAAGGUCGCACGUGCCACGGAAGGCAUCUUGCUAAGCAGCCAGUUCCCCGUUAACUACUUCGCGCUGGGACAGCUGGAACAGUGGUACGGUGAUGAAUUCCGGCAGGAGUUUGAGCGGAUUACCGGCCAGGAAUUCGUAGAGGUUUUUGGGAAGCAAGGGAAAGAGCUGCAACGGCCAGUAAGUGUGGUCAACCAGGAACCAACACGCAGCUAUAUGGGUCGACACCCUCGGACUCCUCUUGGCGGGGUGCAGCUACCAGACGGCAACCAGGACGGUUGGCGCUUUAACCGUGUGCACGACUAUGGGCCGAUGCGGACGGAGACUGCAGAGCAGCUGAAUGCGGCCCUGGGACAGGGUGCCCGGUCAGAGCUAGCGGAAGCUAUGGACGAGGUGUUUGGAGGCGGAGACUGCAACGAGGAAGAAGAGGAUGAUUUGCCACAGGGUCAGGGCAUAUUGGACGCUUUUUUCUAAGACGUGACUUUCAUCGCUAGCAGUUUUUAAAGAGCAUGGGAGACAUGGUUGGCGCAGUCUGGCAUGCAUGAAGUUACUCUGCUAUGAUUACCCUGCUAUGGUUAUUAGGGGAAAUGUUUUGCUUAGGUGCGGUGAAAAGCAGCACAGAUGCAGUCCAGCAUUCCGUUGGAAGUCGUAGGUGCGGGCCGGUGUGGGAGGUCGGGAAGAGAGCUUGUGCGCUACUUUGACACAGGCGAUCUACCUCCCUUGAGGUAUUGUAAUGAGUUAUGUAAAGGAGCAGAACUGA
Volvox carteri f. nagariensis is the source of this 2792-nucleotide messenger RNA. RefSeq lists its product as uncharacterized. The transcript is spliced from 10 exons. Gene Ontology annotation, molecular function: acyltransferase activity. Bases 5 to 2506 code for a protein of 833 amino acids. The record is from RefSeq and is a predicted model, not a curated record. Lineage: Eukaryota; Viridiplantae; Chlorophyta; Chlorophyceae; Chlamydomonadales; Volvocaceae.